AUGUCAGGCUGGGACAAGCAUGCGGUCUUCUACAGCAACCAGGCGCAGUUCCCGCAGGGCGACCUCGCCGCCGCCGACAUCACCCGCCACUCCUCCCUCUGCAAGUUCAAGGAGUUCCUCCGCGGCUUCACCGACCCCACCGACGACUUUCCCUACCGCGAGAGCCUCGUGCACAACCGUGACCAUGUCACCGUCGCCAUUGAGGACCUCGACGCCUUCGAUGCCGAGCUCGCUGACAGGAUCCGCAAGGCACCCACGAACUACCUGCCGCUGUUCGAGACGGUUGGGUCAGAGGUUCUCACCAGCCUUAGGUCUAAGGUCGCUGGCGAGACCGGGGAAAUGGAGGAGCCCAUCACCGGCGAUGUGCAGAUCUUCCUGUCCUCCAAGGAGAAUUGCGUCUCCAUGGGAUCUAUCGAUGUCCUGAAACUAAUUCUGUAA
Triticum urartu is the source of this 438-nucleotide messenger RNA. Lineage: Eukaryota; Viridiplantae; Streptophyta; Magnoliopsida; Poales; Poaceae. The record is from RefSeq and is a predicted model, not a curated record.